Molecule: messenger RNA, 2075 nt
Organism: Medicago truncatula (barrel medic)
Lineage: Eukaryota; Viridiplantae; Streptophyta; Magnoliopsida; Fabales; Fabaceae
Product: 4-coumarate--CoA ligase-like 5
Exons: 3
Coding region: 132-1724 (530 amino acids)
Cellular component (GO): peroxisome
Molecular function (GO): CoA-ligase activity; protein binding
Source: RefSeq, a predicted model, not a curated record
UAGGGAUUGGAGUCAAAAGAGAAAAAGUUCACAUGUGAGUGAAUAAAUGAUGAUAUUGGACGGUACAAAUAACACAUUUAGCUACACUAGCAUAUCAGUUUGAUACUACACAAAACAAGAUUAAGAUUAAGAUGGAGGUAAACGGUGAGAAUAGGGAUAGCAGAAGAGUGAUCGAUCCAAGAAGUGGGUUUUGCAGCAGCAAUUCAAUCUUCUACAGCAAGAGAAAGCCCCUUCCACUUCCACCUAACCACUCUUUAGAUGCCACCACUUUCAUCUCCUCCCGCGCUCAUCACGGCCAUAUCGCCUUCAUUGACGCCUCCACCGGCCACCAAUUCACUUACCAACAACUCUGGCGAUCCGUCGACUCCGUCACCUCCUCACUCUCCAACAUGGGUAUCCGUAAAGGUGACGUCAUCCUUCUCCUCUCUCCCAACUCCAUCUAUUUCCCUGUUGUCUGUCUCUCCGUCAUGUCCCUCGGCGCUAUCAUCACCACCACCAAUCCUCUCAAUACAUCUGGUGAAAUUGCUAAACAGAUUGCUGAUUCCAAACCUGUUCUUGCUUUCACUACUCAACAACUCCUUUCCAAAAUCACCCAAGCAUCACCUUCACUUCCAAUCAUUCUCAUGGACACCAACAACAACAACAACAACUCAUCAUCAUCUUCAACAACAACAACAACACUGGAUGAAAUGAUGAAGAAAGAACCUGAGUUGAGUAGAGUGACUGAGCGCGUCAACCAGAAUGACACAGCCACAUUACUCUACUCAUCAGGAACAACAGGACCAAGCAAAGGAGUAGUAUCUUCCCACAAGAAUCUAAUAGCGAUGGUUCAAGUUGUAAUGGCUAGGUUCGGUAAAGAACAAGAGACAAGAGAAACUUUCAUAUGUACUGUUCCGAUGUUUCAUAUAUACGGUCUUGCGGUGUUUGCUAUGGGGCUUCUUGCUAUGGGUUCAACCAUAGUUGUUCUCUCUAAAUUCGAGAUGCACGACAUGCUUUCAUGGAUUGAAAAAUUCAGAGCAACCUUCUUACCUCUUGUGCCCCCGAUAUUGGUUGCUAUACUGAACAACGCAGAUGCUAUUAAGAGAAAGUAUGAUUUGAGUUCGCUUCAUACGGUGGUUUCUGGUGGUGCUCCUUUGAGUAAAGAAGUAACGGAAGGGUUUAUUGAAAAGUACCCUAAUAUUUUGUUGGAAGAUGAGAAUUUUAAUGAAGCACUGAAUGUUCUGGAGAGAAUCAAGUUGGAUGGCAUCCAACUUGAUGUACUGCUGUUUAACACGUUUCUUCGACAAGCAUGUUACAAGGGAAGAAUUGAUGUAAUUGAGUUUAUUGUGGAGUUUAUGCACCAAGAAAAAGUUCAGCCUGAUCCAACAACAUGUGGCUACGUCUUCUCUGCAUAUGUAAAUUCCAGUUUUCACAAUACAGCAGUAGAAGCAUUGCAGGUUUUAAGUUUGCGUAUGAUGUCUGUAGAUGGCAACAUACUUCAAGAGAGGAAAAAUUUUGUGGAUGAAUUCAUCCUUGAUGAAGAUUUAGCUUCUGAGUCACACAUAUUUAAAUUAUUUGAAGAUUCUGAAGAUAAAGUUGCAAUAGGGUUGUGGAAUUUAAGAUGGUGUGCCAUGAUUGGGUUUCCAAUAUGUGAGUCAGCUGACCAGAGCCUAUGGGCUAAAAGACUCGAGUCGCGAUUCCAAAAGAGGCUAGCGUCUGGUUCCAUAAUAGGAGAGCAAUUAUGACCUGCGAGCCGUGAGUCCUAUGCCAUUGCCGUUAACAGUUAGUUUUUUUCUCUCAAGGAAGCCUCCACAAAAUGGUUGGGGGUUCUUCAUUUCUCCAGCUCUGCGCAAGAGGUAUACUUUACAAAAAUAAUCCCAGGACAAGUUUUGAUCAUUUUGGAAGUUUUUGGAGCUCCAAGUUUGAUCCAAUUGCAGAAGUUUGGGUCAACCGGAUAAUCGACCAACUACAAGUCAUUAGCUGAGAAAAUAAUCAAUGAGUUUAGUUUGUAGUUUACUAAAUUCAAUGUUUGGUUCCAAUUUUAUUUUUUUCAACAGCAUGUUUGAUUCCAAUUAAUGUGUUUUCGAUCAAUUUUA